Molecule: messenger RNA, 1941 nt
Organism: Brachypodium distachyon (stiff brome)
Lineage: Eukaryota; Viridiplantae; Streptophyta; Magnoliopsida; Poales; Poaceae
Product: anti-sigma-I factor RsgI6
Exons: 3
Coding region: 99-1724 (541 amino acids)
Biological process (GO): carbohydrate metabolic process
Molecular function (GO): hydrolase activity, hydrolyzing O-glycosyl compounds
Source: RefSeq, a predicted model, not a curated record
CAAAGACCAAACAGAGCUAGCUGCUUCCUUGGCUAUUCGUUCUCACAUUUCCAAGCUGAUCGAUCGGGCCCUAGCUAGGAUCUGUCUGUUGUUGUAAGAUGGCAAGCACUCAGGAGGUGGCCUUCAACGUGAACCUGGUGAAGAACAGCACGGCGGAGGAAGACGGCGGCGGCUGGGCCCCCGUGGGCUCGCGCACGACGGUAUUGUCCGUGCACAAUGACGGGCUGCUGGUGGCGGGGCGCGCGGACGACGAGGACGGCAUGCGGCAGGCGAUCCCGGACGGCGCGCUGAAGCCGAGGGUCACUUACCGCGUCACCGGGUGGAUCAGUCUGCAGGGGACCGCCGGCUCCGGUGCCGCGGAGGUGCGCGUCAGCCUUCGCGUGGAAGGCGGCGGCAGCGACGAUGAGGCGUGCAGCUGGGUCGAGUGCGCCGAGGUGGCGGCAGGCGGGUGGACGGAGAUCAACGGCACGUUCCGGCUCAAAACGGAGCCCCGCGCCGCGUCUGUCUACGUCCACGGCGCGCCGGCCGGCGUCGACGUCAUGGUCAAGGAUCUCCGCGUCUUCGCCACGGACCGGCAGUCCCGGUUCAGGGAACUACAGGACAAGACUGACAAGGCGCGCAAGCGGGACGUGGUUCUGAAGCUGGGCGGCGCGGCCGGAGAGGCGGCCAGCAUCCGGGUGGUGCAGCUGGACAACGCCUUCCCGUUCGGCUCCUGCAUCAACGGCACGGUUGUCCAGAACGGUGCCUUCGUGGACUUCUUCAGCAACCACUUCUCCUGGGCCGUGUUCGAGAACGAGCUCAAGUGGUACCACACGGAGCCGCAGCAAGGGCAGGUGAGCUACGCCGACGCCGACGCGCUCCUGGGCUUCUGCGAGCGCCACGGCAAGCGCGUGCGCGGCCACUGCGUGUUCUGGGCCGUGGAGAGCAACGUGCAGCAGUGGGUCAAGGACCUGGGCCGGGACGACCUCCAGCCCGCCGUCAAGGCCCGCCUCGAGGGCCUCGUGUCCCGCUACGCGGGCCGCUUCGGCCACUACGACGUCAACAACGAGAUGCUCCACGGGCGCUUCUUCCGGGACCGGCUGGGCGAGGGCGCCCCCGCCAUCAUGUUCCGCGAGGCGGCCCGGAUCGACCCCGGCGCGCAGCUCUUCGUGAACGACUACAACGUGGAGUGCGGCGACGACCCCAACGCGACUCCCGACAAGUACAUGGAGCUGAUCUCGGAGCUCCAGCGUGGCGGGGCCACGGUCGGGGGGAUCGGGCUCCAGGGCCACGUCACCCGCCCCGUGGGCGAGGUCGUCUCCGGCGCGCUGGACAGGCUGGCGGCCACGGGGAUCCCGAUCUGGUUCACGGAGCUGGACGUGAGCGAGCCCGACGUGGGCCUCCGGGCCGCGGACCUGGAGGUGAUGCUCCGGGAGGCGUUCGCGCACCCGGCCGUGCACGGCGUCGUGCUCUGGGGGUUCAUGCAGGGCCAGAUGUGGCGCCAGGACGCCUACCUGGUGGACGCCGACGGCACCGUCAACGAGGCCGGCCAGAUGUUUCUCAACCUCCAGAGGGAGUGGAAGACGGACGUGCGCGGGAACGUGGACGGCGACGGGAGUUUCGCGUUCAGGGGAUUCCACGGCUCGUACGUCGCGCAGAUCGUGAGCGAGGCCGGGGAGGUGCAGCUCAAGGCCUUCACCGUGGAGAAAGGGGACACCACUCUCGUCCUGGAUCUGGAUGCCUGACGCUGGCAUUCGAUCGUUAAUGAAUACGGAUCAGGACUUACACGAUAGUACACAAUUACGUGAUUUAAGGGACGUCACAUUAAUAAGGAUAAGCAUGUACGGAAUAAUUUCGUAUUUCUAAGGCAGUAACGCAUGCAAAUGCAAGGUAUUGUACUGUCUAAAUUUUAUUGAGAUGAAUAAAGAAACAAGCUUUCGGACUAUACAGUCUCUUUUACUC